Vicia faba (fava bean) is the source of this 432-nucleotide messenger RNA. NCBI's taxonomy places the organism in Eukaryota, Viridiplantae, Streptophyta, Magnoliopsida, Fabales, Fabaceae. The record is from the annotation of a GenBank genome assembly.
AUGGCGAAAAAGGCUAAAGCUUCUUCACCCUCUGCUUCCGCCUCCACUUCCUCCGGCAACCUAGUGUUGAGGGGAAUUAAGAGAUCCGUGCGGCAGACUAAGUCAAGAGAGAUAACCAAAGCAAAGCAAAGAAAGAACAAACAUAAGAUUGAUGCUAAGAAGCCCAAGAAACCCCCCACUGCUUUCUUCUACUUCUUGGAGGAUUUUCGGAAAGACUUUCAAGAGCAGAACCCAGAUGUAAAGUCAAUGCGUGAUGUUGGCAAGGCAUGUGGAGAUAAGUGGAAAACAAUGACUUAUGAGGAGAAGGUUCAAUACUAUGAUAUAGCAACGGAAAAACGUGCAGAAUUUGAUAGAGCAACAACAGAGUAUAACAAGAAAAUGGAAAGCGGUGAUUAUGAAGAAACUGAUGAGGAGUCAGAGUAUGACGAGUAA